Porites lobata is the source of this 684-nucleotide messenger RNA. The record is from the annotation of a GenBank genome assembly. Lineage: Eukaryota; Metazoa; Cnidaria; Anthozoa; Scleractinia; Poritidae.
AUGGAAAAACUGAAUCCUCGCGAGGAAAACAGCAAAUUCGCCUUAAACUAUAACAAGAGCAUAGAGGAACCAGGGGACCUUUUUAGAUGUGGGGAUGAAAAAACGCCGAUAACAGCUCUCAGGUGUGAUGAACUUUCCCCGUCACGUCAAUAUGAGCACGGGCCUCCGCGAGCAGACUUUCUGAUCGACGACAACGGAUAUAUUAUCGCCAGAGGUUCAUCAGGUAACUUUUGUUCCCAAUACACUAUAAAAUGAUAUUAACAUGAAAGAUAGUAAAGAAAUUAGAAAGUAAUUUGAGCACAGACUUUUCCUAUUUAUUAGGCUGGCUGGCCCGUGACGGUUAGCCUGUGAAUACAGCCGUUUCUCCUUGCUCCUCGCCGCCAGGGACGUUUCGCCAGGAGGAACAUCUGCGCCUCAGCGACGCAAAUUCCAUACUAAUAACGUAAAUUAAUGUUUACAUAAUAAAUCCGGUAGUCAUGGGGUUCCCAAUGUAAAUUUGUUUGGUUCAGUAUGUUUCACCUGGUCGAUUUUAUGGUAAAGUUUCGUGUUCUACUGCGAACGAGCUUCAGCAAAAUUCAGAUGCUUUUUCUAACGAAGAAUAUGUUCGAGGAAUAUUGACCGUUUUAUAGUCGAUUCAUAAGGGUAAGACUAAUCGGUCGAACCGCAGACCGCGGAACUGCGUGA